CUUUCUUUCGCCUUGAGGGUGAUCUCCAUUCUUUCUUCUACCUGUCUUUCAUUUCAGCCGUUCAAUUCCACCAGCUUGCCAUUUGUCCGUCGCUGUGCGAUCCCUUCAUACUUUUGUCACAUUUGACUCUUUGUGAUCCUGCGCUUUCAAAUCUCAAUUAUGGUCCGUCUUGCCUUGUUCGCCAUGUUGGCACCUGUUCUCGCAGGCUAUGUUUCCGCUGCACCCAUUGCCAGCCGAAGUGUGUUCCGCAGAGCGUUUGCUGCCCAGGACUAUGCGUCGUUCCAGAUCUCUGACGGUGUGGCGGGAAAUGCUCAGGCAGAAGCUAACGCCGUCUUUGUCGACCCUUUUAACGGGGUUGACCUUGCCACUGUUGGAGCCGACGCAGCGACUGUGGAGUCCAUGCGCAAGCUCGCUGAAGCUGCUGAAACCGACCAAUUCAACCCUGCAAUCGCAGCUGCUACUGGCGCUGAUGCGACUGCUCUUCAGAAUGGGAAGAUCAAGAACAAGGUUCUAAAGCUAACCGGCGAAACUCAGGCGAUCAAGAUCAAACUCGCAGUUGCGCAAGCUGCUGGGGAUGACACGUCUGACCUUGAAACAAAGCUUGCCACAGAGCAGAAGAAGCUUGAUACCAACAUCGCUACGGAUAAGAAGAAUACGGGCGCUGCUUCAAAGGGCGUCGUUGGCAGCAGCUCCAGCAGCGCAUCAAACACGGAGGCUGCAGCGGCAUCUACCAGUUUAGCAAGUACCAAGGCUGCAGCAGCGUCCAGCACGACUUCCAGCGCUGCCGCGACCGAGACGAACGCCGCCGCCGCCGCUUCUGGUGCCGUGUUCACUGCCAAGGCAUACCCCGACUUCCAGAUCUCUGACGGUGUCGCUGGAAACGCUGAGGCUGAAGCCAAUGCCGUCUUCGUUGACCCUUUUGCCGGCGUUGACCUUGCCACUGUUGGCGAUGCCGCCGAUACCGUAGAGUCGAUGCGCAAGCUCGCUGAGGCUGCCGAGACCGACCAGUUCAACCCUGCGAUUGAUGCUGCCACUGGUGCCGAUGCCGAUGCUCUGUCGAACGGCAAGAUCAAGAACAAGGUGUUGAAGUUGACGGGCGAGGUCCAGGCCAUCAAGAUCAAGAUGGCAGUUGCUCAGGCAGCCGGUGGCGAUACGUCUAGCCUCCAGACAAAGUUGACCGAGGAGCAAACGAAGCUCGACAAGAAUAUUGCAACAGACAAGAAGAACGCUGGUGCUGUUUCCAAGGGAGUUGUAUAAGGAUGGAUUUCCUGUGCUUGAUCUUCUCUACCUAUGGAAUUGAAUUGGUUCGAAAGUCAUCU
Heterobasidion irregulare TC 32-1 is the source of this 1319-nucleotide messenger RNA. RefSeq lists its product as uncharacterized. The transcript is spliced from 9 exons. Bases 160 to 1257 code for a protein of 365 amino acids. Lineage: Eukaryota; Fungi; Basidiomycota; Agaricomycetes; Russulales; Bondarzewiaceae. The record is from RefSeq and is a predicted model, not a curated record.